CGCAACCACAUGAGAUAAUCUCUCGUAUACUUAUAUAUUGAGAGGUCUUUCAAAUGCCACAGUGAGAAAAUGCCGCGUCAACUCAACAUCAUCAUCGCCGGAGGAGGCAUCAGUGGGGCCACAGCAGCCCUAUUCUUAUCUCAUUUGAAUGCAAACAUUGUAGUACUCGAGAGUCGCCCUGGUCGUACGACGUCGAUCGAAGGCGGGAUCGUAAUGCUCGGGCCGAACGGGAUGCACGUUCUUCAAGGGCUUGGAUUAGCGGAAACCCUUCAUCACCGGCCCAAUGGCAUCCAGGUUCCGUGGUUGCAUAUGUUUGAGUCGUCCGGUGGCCUGUUGGGCAAAGUCCCUCAAGGUUCUGUGGAGCGUUAUGGUUUUGCUUCUACGAUGAUCACGCGAUGGGACAUCCAGGAAGUAUUGCUGGACGCCAUGGAGAAGAAGAGAUUGUCCAUAGAAUGGAACGCUAAGGUUGAAGAUGUCGAAGAGCUUUCUGACGGAGUCGUUGUUCGCUGGCGUGAAGGGAGCGUGGAGAAAGAAAGGAAGGUGGACCUUUUAGUUGGCGCUGAUGGUAUCUGGAGUAUUGUUAGGUCGAAGAUGUAUGCCGCCUUGAAUGAACCUGCGCCCAAGCCCAGGUAUAGCGGGUUGGUAGGGGUGGGAGGAGUGAUCGACACAUCGUCUGUGCCUGGUCUUGCACAAUAUCUGACACUCGAAAGGCCGGUCGUAAUGGUUCAUGGACGUCUCGGUUUUUUCGGAAUGGCUCUAUUUGACAGGAAGGAAAAAUAUGCUGGAUGGUGGACAACGUACGAAGCCAGCGAUCGUUCCAAAGAAGAAUGGAAGGUACCAAAGGACCAAAUUUACGGGGAGAUUCUUCGCCGUUAUUCAGACUGGGCGUUCCCAAUUCCUCAGAUAAUCAAUGCAGCAGAGGCCGUUGAUGCAGCACCAUUUGUCUGGCCAGUAUACGAAGUUGAGAACCUACAGCACUGGUGCAGCAAGUCCGUCGUGUUAGUGGGAGAUGCUGCUCAUGCGAUGCCACCACACUCAGGUCAAGGAGCAUCUCAGGGCCUUGAGGACGCUGCCUAUCUGGCAUAUCUCCUCCAGCAACACCAGCUAAACCCAUCUUCGGAUCUGAAGGAUGUACUCACACAAUUCCAAAGGGAUCGGCAGCCUCGAGUUAACGAGAUCGUUACUGAGGCUAACCGCCGCGGAGACCAGAAACGGGAAAUAAGUGCUUUCGGGAUGUUCAUGAAAAAAUGGGGAAUGAGAAUCGUAUUCUACUUCAUGAAGGAGAGCUGGAUGGACGGAUGGUUUGGGUAUAAAGUGCCUGGAAUCGAAGACUGGACCAAUAUAGGUCAAAGCAGGCAAUCCACCAGCUGAUGCAUCUCGUGUUGGAUCCAUCCUAUGUACAUGGGCAUCGGGGUGUCUGUGUGCAUAUUAUUGAUUUCUAGACCCUGCCGCUUGCAAGCCCCGGAGGUGGCUUAGACAGCAGCGCCUGUCAAAGGUCGAACUCGUUCAAGAUGAUUUGAUCGACCUGCGUCCAUUUCUAAAAGUUCAGGCCGGUUGACUUGACAGGUCUUCUCGAAUCUCGACCCUAUAAAUCUCGAGGCUCUCAGAGCGUUGACGGUUUUCUUCAACGAACCGGUGACGUCUCGAUAAAUGAAAGAAGAGCCUGACGCAACACUGGUCUGACAUGGAGGGUGCCUCCUCAGUGGAGUACUUUGUUAUUUCUUGGUCGCGAACGAAGGAAAGCAUUCGGAAUCGGUGGGACCGUGUGAAAUUUACUAGCACUGACACCAACGA
This is a messenger RNA of Suillus clintonianus, 1794 nucleotides long. Its product is annotated as FAD/NAD(P)-binding domain-containing protein. The transcript has 6 exons. Bases 70 to 1371 code for a protein of 433 amino acids. Gene Ontology annotation, molecular function: monooxygenase activity; FAD binding. The record is from RefSeq and is a predicted model, not a curated record. Lineage: Eukaryota; Fungi; Basidiomycota; Agaricomycetes; Boletales; Suillaceae.